AUGGCAGGUGGUCGGAGAAGAAGAAGGUUACAUCUAAGCAAGAUCUAUUCAUACACUUGUGGUAAAUCAAGUUUCCAAGAAGACCACUCUAACAUAGGAGGACCCGGUUUCUCUCGGGUCGUCUACUGUAACGAACCGGGUUCUCCGGCAGCCGAACGCCGGAACUACGCCGGAAAUUACGUCCGUUCAACAAAAUACACCGUCGCUUCUUUCUUCCCUAAAUCUCUCUUCGAGCAGUUCCGCCGCGUCGCUAAUUUCUACUUCCUCGUCACCGGAAUCUUGUCGUUGACUGAUCUCUCUCCUUACGACCCCGUUAGUGCUCUCUUGCCUCUUGCUUUCGUCAUCGCCGCCACAAUGGUUAAAGAAGGUAUCGAAGAUUGGCGCCGGAAACAACAGGAUAUUGAGGUGAAUAACAGAAAAGUGAAAGUACACGACGGGAAUGGAAUAUUCCGGCAAGAAGAAUGGAGGUAUCUGAGAGUAGGUGACAUAGUGAGAGUUGAAAAAGACGAGUUUUUUCCGGCGGAUCUUUUGCUUCUGUCGUCGAGCUACGAGGAUUCGAUUUGCUAUGUGGAGACGAUGAAUCUCGACGGAGAGACGAAUCUGAAAGUGAAACAGGGGCUUGAGACGACUUCUUCGCUGUUGAAUGAAGAUUCCGAUUUCAAAGAUUUCAGAGCCGUUGUUAGAUGCGAAGAUCCAAAUGUGAAUCUUUAUAUGUUCGUUGGGAGUUUGGAGCUCGAAGAAGAGAGAUUUCCCUUGUCGAUUCAACAGAUUCUUCUCCGGGAUUCGAAGCUUCGUAACACAGAGUAUGUGUACGGUGCUGUUGUUUUCACCGGACAUGACACAAAGGUGAUGCAGAAUUCAACAGAACCUCCAUCAAAGAGAAGCAGAAUCGAGAGGAAAAUGGACAAGAUCAUCUACUUAAUGUUCGGUCUCAUCUUUCUAAUGUCAUUCGUCGGAUCAAUCAUCUUCGGAGUCGAAACAAGACAAGACAAACUCACAAACGGAAGAACAGAGAGAUGGUACUUAAAACCAGACGAUUCAGUGAUCUUCUUCGAUCCAGAAAGAGCUCCGAUGGCUGCAAUCUACCACUUCUUCACCGCCAUGAUGCUCUACGGUUACUUCAUCCCGAUAUCGCUCUACGUUUCCAUCGAGAUCGUCAAGAUUCUCCAGAGCGUUUUCAUCAACAGAGACAUUCACAUGUAUUACGAAGAAACGGAUAAACCGGCUCAGGCACGGACUUCGGAUUUGAACGAAGAGCUCGGUAUGGUCGACACGAUCCUAUCCGACAAGACAGGGACUUUAACGUGCAAUUCGAUGGAGUUUAUCAAGUGUUCCAUCGCCGGUACGGCUUAUGGACGAGGUAUAACCGAGGUUGAGAGAGCUAUGGCUGUGAGAAGCGGCGGUUCGCCUUUGGUUAACGAGGAUUUGGAUGUUGUUGUGGACCGGUUUGCUCCUAAGGUUAAAGGGUUUAACUUUGUGGAUGAAAGGGUUGUGAAUGGGAAUUGGGUUAGGCAGCCUGAAGCUGCCGUGUUGCAGAAGUUUUUCAGAUUGCUUGCCGUGUGUCACACGGCGAUACCUGAAACUGAUGAAGAGACUGGGAAUGUCUCUUAUGAAGCCGAGUCUCCUGAUGAAGCUGCGUUUGUCGUUGCGGCACGAGAGUUAGGGUUCGAGUUCUUUAACCGGACGCAGAACGGGAUCUUCUUUCGUGAAUUGGAUCUUGUAACCGGGAAAAAAGUCGAAAGGCUUUAUAGGUUACUAAACGUUCUUGAGUUCAAUAGCUCGAGGAAGAGAAUGUCAGUGAUUGUAAGAGACGAUGAUGGGAAGCUCUUGCUCUUGUCUAAAGGAGCUGACAAUGUAAUGUUUGAGAGACUUGCAAAGAACGGUCGUCAAUUCGAGGCGAAGACGCAAGAACAUGUAAACCAAUAUGCAGACGCAGGUCUAAGGACUUUGAUACUUGCGUACCGUGAGGUUGAUGAGAAUGAGUACAUAGAGUUCAACAAGAGUUUCAAUGAAGCUAAGAGUUCCGUUAGCGAGGAUCGUGAAGCUUUGAUAGACGAACUCACGGAUAAGAUGGAACGUGAUCUUAUUCUCCUUGGUGCUACUGCUGUUGAAGACAAACUUCAGAAUGGGGUUCCGGAAUGUAUUGACAAGCUUGCUCAGGCUGGAAUUAAGAUUUGGGUUCUGACUGGAGACAAAAUGGAGACAGCAAUCAAUAUUGGAUUUGCUUCUAGUUUACUUAGACAAGAGAUGAAACAGAUCAUCAUCAAUCUUGAGACAACACAUAUCAAAUCCCUGGAGAAAUCUGGAAUCAAAGACGAGAUCGAACUGGCAUCGAGGGAAAGCGUUGUGAAGCAGAUAGAAGAAGGAAAGGCCUUACUUGCUGCAUCAGGCGCUAGCUCUGAAGCGUUUGCUUUGAUCAUAGACGGGAAAUCGCUAACUUACGCACUCGAGGACGAAAUAAAGAAAACGUUUCUUGAUCUUGCAACCGGUUGUGCCUCUGUGAUUUGCUGCAGAUCAUCACCUAAACAAAAAGCAUUGGUUACGAGACUGGUUAAGUCAGGAACUGGAAAAACAACCUUAGCGAUUGGCGAUGGAGCGAAUGAUGUAGGAAUGCUUCAAGAAGCUGACAUUGGUAUAGGAAUAAGCGGCGUCGAAGGAAUGCAAGCAGUCAUGUCUAGCGAUAUCUCCAUUGCUCAAUUCCGAUAUCUAGAGCGCUUGUUGCUAGUCCAUGGUCAUUGGUGUUACAGCAGAAUCUCAUCCAUGAUAUGUUACUUCUUCUACAAGAAUAUCACUUUCGGUGUCACUGUGUUCUUAUAUGAAGCUUACACUUCCUUCUCUGCACAGCCUGCAUACAACGACUGGUUCCUGUCUUCUUUCAACGUCUUUUUCUCUUCUUUCCCCGUCAUUGCCCUCGGAGUCUUUGACCAAGACGUCUCAGCUCGCUUCUGUUACAAGUUUCCGUUGCUAUACCAAGAAGGUGUGCAAAACAUUCUCUUCAGCUGGAAAAGGAUCAUAGGAUGGAUGUUCAACGGAUUCAUAAGCGCACUCGCCAUUUUCUUCAUCUGCAAGGAAUCUCUAAGUCACCAGCUAUUCGACCCAAACGGCAAAACCGCAGGCCAUGAAAUCCUCGGAGGAUUGAUGUACACUUGCGUCGUGUGGGUCGUCAAUCUCCAAAUGGCUUUUUCAAUAAGUUACUUCACUUGGGUCCAACACAUUGUGAUUUGGGGAUCAGUCGCUUUAUGGUACAUCUUCCUCAUGAUCUAUGGAGCUAUGGCGCCAAGUUUCUCAACCGAUGCUUACAUGGUCUUCAUCGAAGCCCUAGCUCCUGCUCCUUCCUACUGGCUCACCACUCUCUUCGUGAUGAUCUUCGCUUUGAUCCCUUACUUCGUCUACAAGUCAGUGCAAAUGAGGUUCUUCCCUAAAUACCAUCAAAUGAUUCAAUGGAUUCGGUACGAGGGUCACUCUAAUGAUCCUGAGUUCGUUGAGAUGGUGAGGCAGAGAUCGAUUAGACCCACCACCGUUGGAUACACGGCUAGAAGAGCUGCUAGUGUACGGCGCUCCGGUAGGUUUCACGAUCAGAUACACAAGGAUCUUGUUGAUUUUUGA
Molecule: messenger RNA, 3606 nt
Organism: Microthlaspi erraticum
Lineage: Eukaryota; Viridiplantae; Streptophyta; Magnoliopsida; Brassicales; Brassicaceae
Source: the annotation of a GenBank genome assembly